This is a messenger RNA of Solea senegalensis (Senegalese sole), 1647 nucleotides long. RefSeq names its product osteoclast stimulating factor 1 (gene ostf1). The transcript is spliced from 10 exons. Gene Ontology annotation, molecular function: protein binding. Gene Ontology annotation, biological process: signal transduction. The record is from RefSeq and is a predicted model, not a curated record. Lineage: Eukaryota; Metazoa; Chordata; Actinopteri; Pleuronectiformes; Soleidae. The coding region runs from base 26 to 670 and encodes 214 amino acids.
UUUGUUGUAUUUUCGAGCCUCACAAAUGUCGAAACCUCCUCCUAAGCCGGCCAAACCAGGCCAAAUCAAGGUGUUCCGAGCAUUGUUCUCCUUUGAACCCAGAACGCCGGAUGAGCUGUACUUUGAAGAAGGAGACGUCUUGUACAUCUCUGACACAAGUGACAGUAACUGGUGGAAGGGGACAUGCAGAGGACGGACGGGGCUAAUUCCAAGCAACUAUGUUGGUGAACAUGCAGAGUCUAUUGACAAUCCAAUGCACGAAGCAGCCAAACGAGGAAACUUGAUCUGGCUGAGGGAAUGUGUAGAAAACAAGGUUGGAAUAAAUGGGCUGGAUAAAGCAGGAAACACUGCCCUCUACUGGGGAUGUCAUGGAGGACACAAAGAUGUGGUGGAGCUGUUGCUAGGCCAGUCCAAUGUGGAGCUCAACCAGCAGAAUAAACUUGGAGACACCGCUCUGCAUGCUGCAGCCUGGAAGGGUUACUCUGACAUUGUGGAAAUGUUGUUGAACAAGGAUGCGAGGACAGACAUCAGGAACAAUGAAAACAAGCUGGCUCUGGAGAUGUCCACCAAUGCCCAGUGUGCUUCACUUCUUAAGAGGAAGACGGGAAGCAGCAUCACGCGCACACACAGCAACGCUGAAGAGUAUUUGGACGACGAGGACUCAGACUAAGCUGUUGAAAGUUGCCACUGUCUUCCACUGGGUUUGGGAUUUUUUUUUGAAGGGGGGAGGUUCAUGGAGCUUGGGAGAGUUUUAUUACAGAUUAAAAUGGAUUUGCUGCUCUGUUUUCAAACGUAAUCCCAUUUUAGUUCUAUUAAUGUAUACAAACACCUCGAUCCUCGGCCCUCUGCAUCAUACAGUAUCUGUGUGAAUUUAAAAGCAUUGAAUUUACGUGUCUUCCAGUUCGCCCGCUUUUGCAAGUGCAUUUUCUAAAGACUUCCAUUGCAUGCUGUGGGCUGACGGGAAGAAUACACAGUACAUAGCAGUGGAACAGGGACCCAAGCUUUAACAAGCACAUUCCAAGCAUAGAGAUUAUAAUUAAAGGCAUUUCAACUGGGAAUUAAAGUGCCAGUGCAGAUUAAAAGAUGGAUCACGUCUGUGUUUAGUCAAGUUUUCACGCUCUAUUUAAAUUGCCGACCUAGAGAAUCAUCAACAAGGAACUGUUGACACAGGCUUUUACAGUUUCAGGCAUAACUGAUAGUUUCCUCUCACCAUAAGACUCUGAGACAGUUUCCUGAGUUAUUUGCUUGGUCAAGUUUUAGGAUGUCACUUAUGCAAAAGCAAGGUCCUAGCAGGGAAAAAAAGUAUCUUCCCACUUCCCUACUUUUGUGAGGAAAAACUCACCCGUCACCUGUUUGUGCCGCAUGUGUUUUGGUCAGCGUUAUAAUAUCUGUUAGUUCAGUUUUUACACAAUUAGGUGGUUUUUUUUAGGGGUUUAAUUUCCAUUCUGGGAGCAAUUUUUCUGGUGUUUGUUGCUGCUUUCCGUAUUUUAUUAAAAUAAUUAAAAAAAGUGCCUUAAAUAACUGUAACACAGUGUGUCUUCAACUAAGUAUGAAUGUGAACAUGUAUUUUGAAUUUCUGAAGAUGAUUUUGUUCUAGAUUUCUAUCUGCUUUUUUCUUCAAUCUGUAAUAAACAAUUUUUAACUUAA